Spathaspora passalidarum NRRL Y-27907 is the source of this 1850-nucleotide messenger RNA. It is a transcript of the gene TPO3, whose product is annotated as spermine transporter. The transcript has a single exon. Bases 18 to 1805 code for a protein of 595 amino acids. Gene Ontology annotation, cellular component: fungal-type vacuole membrane. The record is from RefSeq and is a predicted model, not a curated record. Gene Ontology annotation, molecular function: spermine transmembrane transporter activity. Gene Ontology annotation, biological process: transmembrane transport; spermine transport. Lineage: Eukaryota; Fungi; Ascomycota; Pichiomycetes; Serinales; Debaryomycetaceae.
AGUACAAUCAUCACAACAUGUCUAAUAUGCAAUCUUCUGACUCUUCAAGUUUUGAAAGUGUCAAACACGAAGAACCAUUAGAGUUCCGUCCGGAUCUCGAUGUUCAAUCUAUAAAUUCAGAAGUAUCACGUUCAGUUACAAAUGGAUAUACCAAUCAAUUAAAGAUGGUACGAACAGAAACAGCAAAGUCUAUGCAAGAAUUAGGGGUCUCGUCAGAUAUACCGGCUCAGGAAUUAAAUCAUCCUCCUGUGGAAAAUCCAAUUUUCCCUGAAGAAUAUACCUUGGAAACCAUGACUGGGUUAGUGCCGGCCCAAACAUUACAAUCUUUAGGUAGAGUUAAAACAAGAGCCACUCUUGGGAGGCAGGAAACCAGGAUAUCGGAAGAAACUUUGGAAGAAGUUGAAGCUAUUGAUCCUGAAAUUGAAUUUGUCACCUUCACAUUAAAUGACCCAGAAAAUCCCCACAAUUGGCCAAUGUGGAUAAAGUGGGUUUACACCGUCCUUCUUAUGAUAUUUGUUAUCUCUGCCGCCUAUGGUUCAUCGUGUCUUGCUGGUGGGUUAUUCACAAUUAAUGAUAAGUUUGGUGUAUCUACAGAAGUUUCUACAUUGGCAGUUUCACUUAUGGUUCUUGGAUUCAGUAUUGGUCCAUUAAUAUGGGCUCCAUUAUCCGAACAAAUCGGAAGAAGACCUGUUUAUUUCAUUUCGUUUGGAUUAUAUGUGAUUUUCAAUAUUCCUUGUGCAUUGGCUCCAAAUAUCGGUGCCCUUUUGGUUUGUCGAUUCCUUUGUGGGGUGUUUUCAUCUUCUGCUUUGACAAAUGUCGGUGCUAGUUUGGUGGAUAUUCACAAUGAAACCAGAUCUUUGGCAAUUGCCUUCUUUUCAUUUGCACCUUACUCCGGUCCAGUUGUUGGUGGUGUUGUCAAUGGGUUCAUCAGUGUCGGAACCGGAAGAUUCGAUAUUAUUAUCUGGGUUAAUAUGGCAUUUGCUGGUGUUAUGUGGAUUAUCAUUUCUUUAAUGCCCGAAACAUAUGCUCCUGUUAUCUUAAAGAAGAGAGCCAAGAAAUUAAGAAAAGAGUUUGAUAAUCCAAAGAUUAUGACUGAACAAGAAUUCUCACCAUUAUCAUUCAAAGAACUUGUAAAUGACUGUCUUAUUCGUCCCCUUAAGUUUGUCGUUACUGAGCCUGUCUUGGUUUUGGUCUGUGCAUUUGUUGCCUUAAUCUAUGCCUUAUUGUAUGCCUUCUUCUUUGCCUAUCCAUAUAUCUUCUCCACCUUAUACGGCUACAAAGAUGACAAGAUUGGUCUUAUGUUCAUUCCCAUUAUUAUUGGUGCCGCUCUUGCAUUGACCACUACACCUGUCAUUGAAAAGCAAUACGCUGCAUUGUGCAAGCGUAGAAAGCCCGAACCUGAAGAUAGGCUUUGGGGUGCCAUGAUAGGUUCUCCCUUCCCUUGCAUUGCCUUGUUUAUAUUAGGAGCUACUUCAUUCAAACAUAUCAUCUGGGUGGGUCCAGCCUCAUCUGGUAUUGCAUUUGGUUAUGGAAUGGUGCUUAUUUACUAUUCUUUGAAUAACUAUAUUAUCGACACCUAUGCUAAGUAUGCUGCCUCCGCAUUAGCAACCAAAGUGUUUUUGAGAUCUGCUGGAGGUGCUGCUUUCCCUUUAUUUGUCACUCAAAUGUAUAGUGGAUUAGGACUACAAUGGGCUAGUUGGUUGUUGGCAUUUGUUUCCUUGGCGAUGGUGUUAAUUCCAUUUACAUUUUAUAAGUAUGGGAAAAAUAUUAGGGAAAAGUGGUGUAAGGAAGAUUACACUAUUUAAGCUUAUAGAUAUAUAGAUCCUUUUAAUAUUAAUUGGACUAAACUU